Molecule: messenger RNA, 545 nt
Organism: Penaeus chinensis
Lineage: Eukaryota; Metazoa; Arthropoda; Malacostraca; Decapoda; Penaeidae
Product: U-scoloptoxin(01)-Cw1a-like
Exons: 2
Coding region: 14-418 (134 amino acids)
Cellular component (GO): extracellular region
Molecular function (GO): chitin binding
Source: RefSeq, a predicted model, not a curated record
CUCUCCCGACAUCAUGAAGUCCCUGGCUCUUAUUUGCUUGUUCCUUGGUGUGGCUGUCGCCGUGCCCGGCCUCCGCCAGCGUCGAGACUCCAACUCGCUCUUCUUCGAACUUCCCGCCGACGCAGAUUUGGUUCUUGGCGGAAUCAACACGGGAUUCGAGUGCGGCGACCUGCCCUACGGCUACUACGCCGACCAGGCUAACAGCUGCGCCGUCUUCCACGUGUGUCUGCCCUACAUCGACAACGACCUCUACAUCACCCGCCACUUCUCCUUCAUGUGCGGCGAGGGCACCAUGUUCGACCAGGAGCGCCUCGUCUGCGACUUCCCCGAGAACUCCCUUCCCUGCUCCGAGGCCGCCGCCUUCAGGAGGUCCAACGAGUACUUCGGCCGCGAAAAUGUGAACUUCCUCGAAAAGUAAUUUUCUCAUAUUCUUGAGAUUCCCCCUAUUGAGUACAAAAUGUUAGGUAUAAACCUUUUACAUAUCACCUUUAUACUAAAAAAAAAAAAAAAAAAAAACAUGUUAAUAAAAACAGAUACAAGUAACA